Symbiodinium pilosum is the source of this 3002-nucleotide messenger RNA. Lineage: Eukaryota; Dinophyceae; Suessiales; Symbiodiniaceae. The record is from the annotation of a GenBank genome assembly.
GAGGUGAAUGGCUGGCCCUGACUCCCGACUUGGAGAUCACUCGACACAACCUCGGAGCGCAACGGCGUCGGAUACUGGACCGAGCUGCGCCUUUCCCUGCCGAUAUUGCGGCCGAGAUCUAUGCUCAUGAUCCCAUUGGUCGGGCGGCGCUGGCAAACUUCAAGAGGCCAUGCGGACUUCGGCGAGAUCAUCGAUGCGGCGUCCUUGGGAACGAGGCGACAGGCCUUGCCUUCACGCUCAAGGGAGUCAUCCUGCGGCACGUCUUUGUGGAGCGGGUUGGCGUCAACGCGAUGGCGGACUGGCGACGUGAAAAGGGGCUAGAUGGCGUCAGGGCCGCCAAAGAGUUCCACUUGAGCGUGGCCGCAUCGACAGGUGGUUUCCUGACCUACCACUCCGAGUGGCUGCGUUUGUCCGGCGUCUCCAAGAAGUUCAGUGCUGUACAUGUACAUCGGGCCUUGUGCGAAGCUCUCCGUCUGAUGCGCAGCUACGACCAGGUUGAUGCCAGCACCCUUGCGACCGGCGAGCACCUGACGCGUUGGAUGAUCCAGACCGAGCUGGCUGUGGAACGCAAUCCUUUGCAACCCGACUACGCUGGCCUGGACAUCGUGGACGGGACGGCGCAGCUACCUGAUGGACGGGCGGCAACCGCGAAGUUCACGGAAUGGGUCUCCAACCGUCUUAAAGAACGAGCCUCACUUUGGAAGCAAGAACGGCUUUAUCAGCAAGAGCGACGGCAUCAUCGAGGCAAAGGACGCGAGGCGGACGGCGGCGACGACACCGACUCGGAGGAGUACGGCGAGGGCAACAAGAAAAAGAAGAAGAAGAAAAAGAAGGGAGUACAGCAAUGGAUCAUGGACGACCUUCAUCGGCGGGUUGCUCUUUAUGGCGAAUGCCCCGACAACAUCACCGAGGACUCCGUCAUGGGCGACCUUGGGCAGCGCUCCGACCUGUAUAACCAGGAGGCCAAGCACUUAGUCAGCAUUGACCUGGACAAGAUCAAGAUUCUGAAGCGACGCCUGGUCCCAAAGGACGCGAAGACGCUGGCGCCUCCCGAGGCGGUGGGCUACCUCAAGCACUUCGAUGAGCUGGUGGAACGAACGCCCCGGGAGAUGGAACUUCUCCAAGCCAAUGGGGACCUCCGGCGGUCACGGCGGCGGCGACUCGAGCUCUACAAGGCCCUCGACGCUGCCAACCUUUUGGACUUCAGAAGGCGUCGCAAAGCUCGCGUGGGGAUCUUCACCGUGCGCAAAAAGGAUGGGGCCCAACGGCUCAUCCUGGAUGCCCGACAGGCGAACGCCUGUCAUAGGGCGCCGCCUACGACGAGGCUUUCCACUCCACCGAGUUUGACUGCUUUGGACCUGACUGCCCAGACCCUCGAAUCUGACGGCUUUGGCGGCAUCCUGGGCGAAGAGGCUCCCACAGUCACCGCCGAAAGCGGUGAUGACGCUUUCUCUCGAGAGCAGCUGAAAGAAGAGUUGGACAUUGACGUCGACGCGGUCUACGACGACGACUUUGGGCAGGAGAUCCCCCGAAAGCCCGGAGAGAAGGUCUUCUGUGCCUUUAAGGGGGUGCCUAUGGGUUGGUCGUGGGCCUUGUACUUUGCGAACGAGAUCGUCUGCCAUCAAGUGAGUACGUCAAGUGGGCGACCUGGCCACGACGAGAUUCGCGAUCGACAACCGCCUCCUCGACUCCUUCCUGGGCAACCGGUGGUCGGCACAUAUGUUGACAACGUGCAUGUUUUCGGCGGACGACCGGGCGAAGCUGGUCAAAGGAUGGACGCCGUCGCGGAGCACUUCGGCAAGCUUGGGAUCCCUUUCGAAGUUGAUGGGGUCGAACACCUCCAUCACAUGGACAGCUUGGGCAUGCGGCUCUCCUUUGACAAAGGCCGCAGCACUGCCAUGGCUAAACCAGAAAGGGCAUGGAAACUUUGGCAUGCCACACGAGGUUUGCUUCGGCGACGGCGACUUUCAGGAGAACUUCUUCGCGUGUACUUGGGCCUGGCCAAUUUUCACUUUCAGUUGAUGAGGCCGGCGCUCUCCGUCUUCUCAGCUUGCUACAAGUUCGCGGCCGAGAACGUUGGACGACGGGCCACGGUAUGGCCAACUGUGCGGUCCACAUUGGAGAUUCUUCUGAUCGAGGCUACGGCGUGCUGGCGACGGACGCCACGCGCGCGGAACUUCGACGAGCUCUUCUUCAUCACGAACGCUGGCGCUUCUUACUCACUUCGGAGCCGGACCUCUCAGGCGAACACGCUCCCGAAGUUGGCGCUGGUGAGCACCUUGGCUUUCGUGGUGGCACCCCUCCAGCAGGCUUGGGAGGAGGCGCGCAAUAUGGACAAGACCUGGCAGCCCGUGCGGAUGAGGCCUACGCAAACCGGCUCUUCAAACAACGACGGUCUCGACUACUUGGGCCUCCUCUACGGGAAUCUACGACGGCGGUGCAGGGACCUUCCAUUCCUGAUUUGGCGCCGGCGUGGGAUGAACCACAACGCUGGCGGCUCAUCACCUCAGGACCCUGGAGCCGAGUCAAGGUUACGACACAUUGCAACUGACCGCAACGUGGCCGAUGCUCCAUCCCGUCAAUGGGGGCCCGACCUGGAGCGCAAGGGCUACCACGCGAAGAAGAGACGAAGCGACAUCGACGACGUCACCCAGGGCAUCCGUGUUGGUGCCGACCUUGGGCUGGGACCGGCGACGGCGACUCCUUCAUCCUCCUCUACGCGUCCGCCUUUGAGCUCCUCGACGGUGGCUUCGACUACGGCGACGGGCUCUACGGCACGGGCGGUCUACUUUCUCGAGGUCUUCUCUGGAACCGCGAGACUCACUGAGGCGUUGGCCCUGCAGAACCUCCAAGUUCUUCCUGACAUCGAGGUGCGCAAAGGACGGCAGUUCGACGUGUUGCGACCGGCGUGCCAGAGGGUCAUCCUGGACUUGAUCCGGGACGGGAAAAUCUGGGCGAUCCACUUCGGCACCUUGCACUGUGUGGAGCAGAGCACGCCAUAA